UCAUGCUAAAAUGUGAAAGAAACAAGGAGGACCAAUGCGAAGCUCUGAUGGAACAGAGGAAUAUUUCAAGACAGGAUACUGGACUAAGUCCAAGUGAGAUGCUUUUCGGUCGUAAGACGCGCACGCUUCUUCCUCAUUUACCCCGUGCUCUCAAUGAUGAGGAUAUGACCAGGAAACGCGAGCAGCGAAAGAAAAGUGUGAAGCGUUAUUAUGACAAAACAGCUCGCGAUUUACCAUGUGUUUCGGAAGGGAAGAGUGUGUAUUUCCAGCACAAGGAACAUGAGCGGUGGAUCCUAGGGCGCGUAAUAGAAUGCAAUAGUGAUCGUACUUACAUGAUACAGGCUCAAAGUGGUGCAAUCUAUCGCCGAAACCGAAUGCAUCUCCGUCCUACAAAGGUGGAAGCAGUUAUUCGCGAUAACUCACCAUGUACACGUCGUCAGGGUAACCAAGUAAAUAACACGCCUGUAUCGAGAAACAUUAUGGUAUCACCGGAACGGAAAACAUUAGAACAUGAUGAUAAGUAUGUACAUGUUUCAAGCGAAGAGAUCGUCAAGACGAAGACUGAAACAAUGGAACAAAACAGUAUGGAACCAUUACCUGUUAAAGUGGAACAAUCUGACGUCACUGUGGUUCCAACGCGUCGCUCAGAGAGAACACGAAAGGAACCAACCUAUUUUAAAGACUUUGUGCGCUACUAGUAAAUUUGACUGGUUCCUAAAAUCGUGAACAUUUAUGUCAGCUAUAGUUAUAAGAGUUCUUUCCAGUGUUUUGAUAAGGGCAAAUAAGUUGAUUGAAACAUUUGAAAUAGUUUGAAAAAGCGUUUAUUUAGUUAAUAUGUUACAGAGUUUAUUGAACAUUUUGUUAUUAUUUCACUGCCAGUAGAAUUAAUUAUUUUAGAGAAGUAUCUGAAAUAAGUCUUUUCAGAAUAUUAUUUUGCCUCACUUGGCAACUCAAACUCUAGUCAUAAAGACUCUAUCAACAAUAUACAUGUACAGCAUAGUAUGGUGAUUUGAUAAUAAUAUCCAAAGUAUUAACUUUUCUUAAAGAAAGAGGGAUGUUGAUACACUAUUACGUUUCGCCUAAAUAAUCUGUAAUCAAUCUGCAAGAUUAUGUAACCGAGGUAGC
Molecule: messenger RNA, 1125 nt
Organism: Ylistrum balloti
Lineage: Eukaryota; Metazoa; Mollusca; Bivalvia; Pectinida; Pectinidae
Exons: 1
Coding region: 3-698 (231 amino acids)
Source: RefSeq, a predicted model, not a curated record